GCGCAUUUUCAUUGGUCGAUAAGGCCCGCAUUCGGGGUGCGGGAGAUUUCUGUAACGCAUGCCAUAGGGCCCGCAAAGAGUUUAUCGUUUUCACUGGUCGUCAGAGCCCGCAUACGGGGUGCGGGUGAUUUCUAUAACGCAUGCCAUAAGGCCCGCAUGCGGGGAGUCAUUUUCACUGGUCGUUAGAGCCCGCAUUUGAAGUACGAGAGAAUUAGGUACCUACAGUUUGGCAGUGGGUUUUGAGAUAAGCAGACGUACUCGCCAUGGAUCAACAAUUAUUGCUUUGUGGAGCAAUUUUGACUGUUUUCGGUGUAUUAAAAAAGAAAUUAAUAACUUCUUUGAAGAAAAAGAAAAAGAGAUUUUGGAUGCGAAAUUUACUUAAAAGUAGAAAGAUGCACGGUGCUUCUAAUACGUUGUGUGCGAACUUGAAUCCGGCAUUGGAAUGUGAUGUAGAAGAUCAUGAUAAUUUUUUCAGAAUACCUAAAAACUUAUUUGACGAUUUAUUGAGAAAGGUAGAAAAAAGAAUUGAAAAAAAAGGCACAUUAUUUCGUGAGGCUCUUCCUGCAAGAUUAAAACUUGAGGUCACCUUACGUUAUUUAGCUACCGGAGAUUCUUACAAAAGUUUAUAUUACUUAUUUCGUGUGUCCCCUUCUAUUAUGAGCAGUUUUAUACCAGAAGUGUGUGACGCUCUCUAUGAUGCACUGGCAGAUUAUAUAAAAGUCCCAAACACAGAACAAAAAUGGAUGGAUAUAAAAACUGGAUUUCAGUCAAAGUGGAAUUUUCCUGGAUGUAUUGGGGCAAUUGAUGGUAAACAUAUAAACUUGCGAGCUCCAGCCUGUAGUGGAUCUGAGUUCUAUAAUUAUAAAAAAACUUUUAGCAUUGUUUUACUAGCUUGUGUCGAUGAUGAUUAUUCAUUCACUUAUAUUGAUAUUGGAGCAAAGGGCAGAUAUUCUGACGGCGGAGUUUUUAGUAAUUGUUCUUUAAAACGAGCAAUCGAUGACGGUAGUCUGAAUAUUCCAGCAGAAAGUGUUAUUGUUGCGGAUGCUGCAUUCCCGCUUCAAAAUAAUAUAAUGAAACCAUACCCGGGAAAUAAUCUAACGACACGGCAAAAAAAAUUUAAUUACCGUCUUUCAAGGGCUCGGCGAAUUGUAGAAAAUGCGUUCGGUAUAUUGGCAAGCCGAUUUCGAAUUUUUGAAAAACCAAUAGCCAACAACGUCAAGGAUACCAUAAAAAUAACAAGGACAUCUUGCGCGCUUCAUAAUUGGCUAAGAAAAAAUGAUUCUAAUUAUCUUGAACCUGGACUUGCGGAUUAUGAAGAUAUCUCUACUGGUAUAACAAUUAAUGGCUCCUGGAGACAAGUGCCUCUUCGAAACUUCGAGAACAUGGGAGAAGAUAAUACCUUAACUGAAAAUGGGACAACAAUUCGGGAUAGAUUCGCUGAUUACUUCAGUAGUGAAGGUGCAGUGCCGUGGCAAACAAGAUUUAUUCACUAACAUUCCGGAACAAUUUGAGGGUAGACUGCACUAGGGACAGCGCCGCGGCAGAACCCACUAUGCCCCGCGGCACUUGUUUCUUUAAUAAUACACUUCUCAUGAAAAAAACGAAACAUUUCGAUUUUUAUUUAACUUAUGAUAAUAAAACAGGAAGUACCUAUAUAAAAAAAAAUAUUUCAAUUGGAUCAUCAAUUCAUUAACAUUUUUAAUUGAACACCUCAUAGGUAUCGCUACUAACCUAAACACACAUUUUUUCAGUAAUCUUUAAAAAACAAACUCGCGAGGUGUUUUUUUUUAUGAGAAGUGUAUUAGAUAUUU
Molecule: messenger RNA, 1811 nt
Organism: Danaus plexippus (monarch butterfly)
Lineage: Eukaryota; Metazoa; Arthropoda; Insecta; Lepidoptera; Nymphalidae
Exons: 2
Coding region: 264-1493 (409 amino acids)
Source: RefSeq, a predicted model, not a curated record